Messenger RNA from Oldenlandia corymbosa var. corymbosa, 1059 nucleotides. The record is from the annotation of a GenBank genome assembly. Lineage: Eukaryota; Viridiplantae; Streptophyta; Magnoliopsida; Gentianales; Rubiaceae.
AUGGGGUUCCCAAAGUCACCGAUCUUGCUCCUCCUCCACCUUGUCUUCACCACCGCCGUCCUCCUCCCCAUCGCCACCGUUCACUCUGAAGACCCCACCUCCGAUUUACUCUCCCACCUCGAAUCCCUCCAAUCCCAGUCGUCCUCCACCAAUGGCGGCGGCGGCGUUAUUCACCUCACCGAUCCACUCCUCAAGCGCAUCCUCUCCCUCCCAACCCCGCGCCCUUUUUCUUUCCUCAUCUUCUUCGAUGCCAAACAACUCCAUUCCAAACCUGAGCUUUCUUUGCCAGCUCUCAAAUCUGAGUUUGCCCUCGUCUCCAAAUCGUACCUUUCCAACAACCCAUCAGAUUUUCACUCAAAGCUCUUCUUUUUUGACCUCGAAUUCCAGGAAUCGCAGGCCUCAUUCGCACUUUUCGCCGUCAAUUCAUUGCCCCACAUCAAAUUGGUACCAAAUGCAGCCGUUGAUGUGAAGAAGGAUUCGAUUCAAAUGGACCCAUCUGAUUUUGCAGGGCAGGCGGAAACCAUGGCCGCUUUUGUCGAGUCCAGAACUAAGUUCCCAGUGGGUCCCAUCCACCGCCCGCCUUUGAUCUCUAAGAAGCAACUGAUGUUUAUCAUUGCCAUCAUUUUGAUUUGGACCCCGUUUGUGGUUAAGAGAGUGAUUGCCGGAAAAACCCUUUUGCAUAACAAGAGUUUGUGGAUGUCUGGGGCGAUUUUCGUCUACUUUUUCAGUGUUUCCGGCUCGAUGCACAAUAUUAUUCGCAAAAUGCCUAUGUUUUUGACCGACAGAAAUGAUCCUGGGAAGUUGGUUUUCUUUUAUCAGGGUUCUGGAAUGCAGUUGGGUGCUGAAGGUUUUGCGGUUGGGUUUCUGUACACUGUGGUUGGGUUGGUUUUAGCUUUUGUUACUCAUGUUCUUAUUUAUGUGAAGAAUAGGAAUGCGCAGAGGAUCAUGAUGGUCUUCGUGCUGUUUGUUUCGUUCUGGGCCGUGCAGAAAGUGGUUUUCCUGGAUAAUUGGAAGACAGGAUAUGGUAUUCACGCCUACUGGCCUUCAAGCUGGAAAUAG